Molecule: messenger RNA, 1944 nt
Organism: Saccharomyces cerevisiae S288C
Lineage: Eukaryota; Fungi; Ascomycota; Saccharomycetes; Saccharomycetales; Saccharomycetaceae
Gene: VIK1
Product: Vik1p
Exons: 1
Coding region: 1-1944 (647 amino acids)
Cellular component (GO): cytoskeleton; nucleus; spindle pole body
Molecular function (GO): microtubule binding
Source: RefSeq, marked reviewed
AUGGCGUCACAGCAAAACAAACACGCUUUUCUUUCAAAGAAUAGAAUCUUUCACAAUCCCGAUAAUGUGUCCUCAUCAAAAUCUCGAAACCUUAUGGAUAUCACAAACACGACAAACACCAUGAAUGGCUCUAGACCUUCGUCUAUGAAGAGUUCAUUGGCUCUUCCACCCGUAAAGGAUUCCUUCCCAUCUGUAUCUCGAUCUGCAUCAUUAAACAUCAACAUGAGCAAAAUUAAGGACUUAAAAGACCGCCAAGACAAAAUAAGGUUCCAAAGACAUACUCUCAGGACUCAAUUGAUUGAGUGCGAAAGAGAAAUCAAAACCAUCAAGUUUCGAGAUCUCAAUAAGUCCAGGUUUGAACUUUAUAAGAAAAAAUCCAAACAAGCAAAGUAUCUCAAACAGGUUAGAGAUUUGACGCAAAAUCUGAACUCCAAGGACGGUGAACGCGCUGAUUUAAUUAAGAAGAACAAAUCCGCUUUGGCAACCUUGCAGGCUGAACUCGACCAGAAUCUGAUCUUGAAAAGGCAGGAAUCUCAAGAAUUGUACAAUAAUAAGCUUAUCUUUUGGGAAAAUGAGCUGCAAAUAAUGGAAAAUGUCGAGCCUGACCACGAAAUCACAGAGGAAAUAUCUCAGUUGAAGAAAACGCUGCAAGAGCUCAACAUAAAUUGGGCGAAUUUACAGAAGCAAAACUUGGAAAGACAAGUAAACCACGAAUCACAAUUGAGGAAGGAUUUUAUUGCAUUCAAAGAAGCUAAGUUAAAAUCCAUGGAAAAUUUGACAAACAAACAUCGUGAAUUACUUGAUCAGAUAGCCACUCUACAAUCGGAAAGUGAGAAGUUACACAAGGAGAUCAUGGAUAUAGAUAGACAAGCUGAAUAUUCGGAACAAAACAUCUCAGAAAUAAAUGAAAAUAUAAAACAAUUGGAAUUGGCAAACAACCCACUAAUAAGCAAAUCCUUACAAAACUCGCAAGAUUUGGAACAUUUACAAAACCAAAUGGAAAAUUUGAAAGAAAUGGCCUCUAAACAGGAAAAAUUUUAUAAUGAUACCUAUAACACUGUGGAAAAAGAACUCCUGCGGAGUAGGAGACUUGAAAACUCUAUUAUUGAACAAAAAGGCACGAUGCGCUGUUACGCUUACGUGAUGGAGCAAAAUUUGCCUGAGAACCUUUUAUUUGAUUACGAAAAUGGCGUAAUAACCCAAGGUCUAAGCGAACAUGUUUACAAAUUUAAUAGGGUGAUACCGCAUUUAAAAGUUUCUGAAGAUAAAUUUUUCACUCAAGAGUAUAGCGUUUACCAUGAUAUGUGCCUGAACCAAAAAAAAAAUUUCAACUUAAUAUCUCUAAGCACCACUCCACAUGGCUCAUUGAGAGAGUCUCUAAUAAAAUUUUUGGCCGAAAAGGAUACAAUAUAUCAAAAACAAUAUGUGAUCACCUUACAGUUUGUAUUUUUAUCAGAUGACGAAUUUUCUCAGGACAUGCUCUUGGAUUAUUCCCACAAUGAUAAAGAUAGCAUAAAGUUGAAAUUUGAAAAACACUCAAUUUCUUUGGAUUCCAAACUUGUCAUCAUAGAAAAUGGACUCGAAGAUUUGCCCUUAAAUUUUAGUUGUGAUGAACACCCAAAUUUACCUCAUUCUGGGAUGGGUAUAAUCAAGGUGCAGUUUUUUCCUCGAGAUUCAAAAAGCGAUGGCAACAAUGACCCCGUACCGGUGGACUUUUAUUUUAUCGAGUUAAAUAAUCUGAAGUCCAUUGAACAGUUUGAUAAAAGCAUCUUUAAGAAGGAAUCAUGCGAGACCCCUAUUGCACUUGUUCUGAAAAAACUAAUUUCUGAUACUAAAUCCUUUUUCUUGCUAAACUUGAACGAUUCAAAAAAUGUCAAUAAAUUAUUAACGAUUUCAGAAGAAGUUCAAACACAACUUUGUAAAAGAAAGAAAAAGCUCACUUAA